Tarenaya hassleriana is the source of this 973-nucleotide messenger RNA. Its product is annotated as phosphoglycerate mutase-like protein 4. The record is from RefSeq and is a predicted model, not a curated record. NCBI's taxonomy places the organism in Eukaryota, Viridiplantae, Streptophyta, Magnoliopsida, Brassicales, Cleomaceae. Gene Ontology annotation, molecular function: phosphatase activity. The transcript has 7 exons. Gene Ontology annotation, cellular component: cytoplasm; cytosol. Bases 44 to 736 code for a protein of 230 amino acids.
GACUCCGUCACGUCGUCGCCCGACCCUUGCCGCUGUGUCUCCCAUGGCGGAUUCGGACUCCAACUCCGUAGAUCGAGAUUAUGCUGAGAUAGUCGUGGUUCGUCACGGAGAAACAUCCUGGAAUGCGGAGCGAAGAAUCCAGGGUCAUUUGGAUGUUGAGUUGAAUGAUGCCGGGAGACAACAAGCGGCUAGAGUAGCCGAGCGAUUAUCCAAAGAGCCCAAGAUAUCAUUCGUGUAUUCCUCUGACCUGAAGAGAGCCCUUGUAACAGCAGAGAUAAUUGCAGCUAGGUGCGGCGGGCUUGAGGUUGUGACUGAUCCCGAUUUACGGGAGAGGCAUUUGGGAGAUAUGCAAGGGGUUGUCUAUCAAGAUGUUCCCAGAAUGUUCCCAGAGGCUCACAAGGCCUUUCUAUCUCAUCGCACAGAUGUUGAAAUUCCAGGUGGCGGAGAAAGUCUUGACACACUUUAUGAUCGAUGCACAUCUGCAUUACAGAGAAUAGGCGACAAACAUAAAGGACAAAGGGUAGUAGUGGUGACUCAUGGAGGUGUGAUUAGAGCAUUGUAUGAAAGAGCUCGGCCUGAUGGAAGGAACGCAGGGAAGGUAAUGAACACAUCAGUAAACGUGUUCCGCUUAUACGAGGGAGAGAAAUGGGCAAUUCAAGUGUGGGGAGAUGUUAGCCAUCUGGACCAGACCGGGUUCCUACAGUCAGGCUUUGGUGGUGAUAGAACCUCUGGCUAGUCCUACACCAAAAGUCUGCAAACUCUGGAUUUUGCCGUUAUUUCGCGGGCAAGGUGUGUUUUUUUUUCUCGUUCUUUUGUUCUCAAGGGCAAGGAAUGCAUCUAUAUAAUACCAUUUCUAUUAAUACAGUUGAGCAGAAUGAUAGUCGACAUCGAAAUUUGUAUGAAUAAGGUAAUACAUUGCGAGUUGUAGAUAGAUUACAUGGAAAGAUCUCAACUUGUCUACAUGGGUUCUCUC